Molecule: messenger RNA, 678 nt
Organism: Lineus longissimus
Lineage: Eukaryota; Metazoa; Nemertea; Pilidiophora; Heteronemertea; Lineidae
Exons: 1
Coding region: 1-678 (225 amino acids)
Source: RefSeq, a predicted model, not a curated record
AUGUCAUUUGAUGGGGACUGCCUGAUGUACCACGCCUUUUUGAACUCCUUUGACUGCACCAUUCAUCAUUCUACGGUGGCCGAUGCUGACAAGCACAACUGUCUCCUUGAGUACUGUACCGGGAAGGCCGCGAGAGUAAUUCAACCAUGCGCCUUGAUGUCGUCGCCAACACAAGGUUACCUCAAGGCCAGAGAGCUUUUGAAGAAGCGGUUUGGAGAUCCACAUGCCAUCGCCAAAGCAUGGAUAGCCAAGAUCGUGGAUGGGCAACCCGUUAAGCCAAACAACGGUGAAUCUCUCCGGGAAUUCGCAGAUGAUGUAACCAGCUGUUUAGAGCCGCUGCGAGCUAUGAAUAAGCUGAAUGAAAUCGACUCGCAAGACAGAAUGGUGAAGGUGGUGUCGCGGUUGCCAGUAUAUCUUCAAAGCCGAUGGAGAAAGAAAGCCUUUGAAAGCAAGGACAGCAAGGACAGAUAUCCGACCUUUGAAGAGCUGAGCCGGUUCCUGGACAGAGUGGCGGACGAAGCUUGCGAUCCCGUAUUCGGAAAGAUCGAUGUCCAGAGACCAAAGAAAGGCAUGAAAUUAAGACCUACAGGAAGGGCGCCAGCAAUUUCAACGUUCGAGCUGAAGAAAGCAAGGCCAAUCAUGCCAGUGCUACGUUCAAGUCAACUAAAUCUACGGUAG